This is a messenger RNA of Sporisorium graminicola, 1575 nucleotides long. RefSeq lists its product as uncharacterized. The coding region runs from base 1 to 1575 and encodes 524 amino acids. Gene Ontology annotation, biological process: transmembrane transport; carbohydrate transport. Gene Ontology annotation, cellular component: membrane. The transcript is spliced from 2 exons. Lineage: Eukaryota; Fungi; Basidiomycota; Ustilaginomycetes; Ustilaginales; Ustilaginaceae. Gene Ontology annotation, molecular function: carbohydrate:proton symporter activity. The record is from RefSeq and is a predicted model, not a curated record.
AUGGCGCUGCCUCCUAAGCUCUACACGUGGCUUUGCGGCUGUUUUGCAGCCCUAGGUUCGAUCCUCUUUGGUUACGAUCUUGGUGUCAUUGCUGGUGUCAUCGUUGCGCCCGACUUCCUGCGCGUCACCAACCACCCAAGCUCGGACUAUGUCGGUUUCAUCGUCAGCUCCAUGUUGCUCGGUGCUUUGGUUGGUUGCAUCCCAGCUUCCCUCAUCGCCGACGCCUUUUCACGCCGUUUCGCCAUCAUGGUGGGUGCCAUUGUGUUCAUCGUCGGCGGUGUCCUUCAAACGGCUGCCCAGAACCAAGCCAUGAUGAUGGCCGGUCGAUUCUUUGCUGGCGUCGGCAUCGGCAUGCUUUCGCUGCUCGCACCUUUGUACCAGUCCGAGAUCGCCCAUCCCUCCAUCCGCGGCCGGCUCACCACUCUCCAGCAGUUCUUCCUGGGUAUCGGCGUCCUCAUUGCCAGUUUCGUCGUUUACGGUUCCAACUUGCACCACCAUAACACCGUCUUCGAGUGGCGUUUCCCCUUGGGUCUCCAGAUCGUCCCGGCCGUUCCUCUCGCAUUUUUGAUCAUGCUCUUCCCCGAAUCGCCUCGAUGGCUCAUGUCUAAAGGCCGCGAAGAGGAGGCUCUGCGAUCUCUCGCCCGCCUCCACGCGCGAGGCGACACCACCGAUGUCUUUGUUCGCGCCGAACUCGCCGAGAUCAAGGCCAAGCUGGCUGAAGAGAAAGGUACUGCAAGUGGCUGGUCCGAGAUCUUCAACAGCUCUCAAAACAUCCGAAAGGUGGCAAUCGGUGUCGUCCUGCAAUUCUCAGUCCAGAUUACGGGCGUUUCUGCGAUUCAGUACUACGCUCCCGAGAUCUUUGGCGCUUUCCGCUACUCGAACUCCAAGAUCUUCUUGCUUCAGAGCAUCAACUCGAUCAUUGCUCUCGUCGGCGAAGGAUGCUGCAUCCUGUUUGUCGACAAGCUGGGUCGAAGAUGGCCUCUCAUUCUCGGCAACGCUAUGGCUGGCGCUUGCUUUGUCGUUGCCACAGCUCUUCAAGCCGUCUUCCCCGCCGACGGUCCGCGCUUCAAUUCCCAUGCUGGUGUUGCCUUCAUCGCCAUGAUCUGGAUCUUUAACUUUACAUUCUCGGCGGCGAUUGGUCCACUUUCCUGGGCGGUACCGGUCGAGCUGAUGGGGACUUCGAUCCGCGCAAAAGGCACGGCUUUGACCAGCAUCAGCUGCUGGCUUGCCAACUUCAUGAUUGGCCAGGUAACGCCCAAGGCGUUGGAGAGCGUGGGUUGGAAGUACUACAUUCUCUUUGCCGUUGGAGGCUUCACCAACGCCAUUACCUUCUGGCUUAUCCUUCCCGAGACCAAGGGUCGAACGCUCGAGGAGAUGGACGCCUUCAUUGAGAGCACCCCGUGGAUCGUUGCUUUCCACAACACCAGCCUCAGUUCAAACAAGGAGCGUGAGGAGCAGCUUCGAAGAGGCAUCACUACCGUUGCUCAACCCGACAUCUACCAGACAGGAAGUCCCGACGAGAAGCUCGACCGACUCAAGACCAGCAGCCGCGAACACGACCUCGAGAAGCACUAA